CGCAUGCUUGAACGUCUGACGAUCAUCGAUCGAUCGUUAACGAGAAAAUCAGUGAUGUAAUAUAUCAUUCAUUUCUGUUGACUAAUUUCCCUCCCUUAUUAGGCCAUUGAGAUCUAUCUCCAGCCUACCUUCAUCCUUUUUGUAAUAGGAGGUGGAAUGGCGUUUUCCAUGCCCUGGGACGGAAUGCUUUCCUUGGAAUUAUUGGAGAAAGGAGGAAUGCUCUUAGCUACUAUUCAACCUGGCUGACUAAUCGAACGAUUGAAUGUUGAAGAAAUUUAGAAUCGAGUCCAUCUCACGGAUCAGUAAUACAAUACGAUGUCAAUUCCACUUGCUGAGUAAGUAUCUUGCGAAGUUGCUUGCAUUCGAACUAGGGCCUACGUAAUGUCAUGGAGAAUGUGUCAUAGUUCUAAAAACAAAUGAACGUUUGCACGAUACUCAGAAUUCUAUUAUAUUCUAAUCUUCGAUCGAAUAUUUGAUGACAAAAUUGUCGUAAAUAAUUUUUUUCUCAUUUUUGUUAUUUUAUAUCUAUGACAAUUAUCGAUGACGAUUCAUACUCCAUGAUAAAACACACAUAAGAAACAAUUCUCAAACGAAGUCGUCCAAUCACCCGCCUUCUCCUUUCAAACGUCAAUUCCCUCGGUCAAACUUUUUUUGCCAACUAUCGAGACCAUUCCCUAAGGCCAUCCUAUUACAGACAUAGCCCGCAGCGUCAUCGAACGGCAGCAAUUAAGAAUUAAAAAAAUAAAGAUCAACCAGACCAAUCUACAUACAUCAGAGUCUCUGCUGAUUUCACCUGUGUAAUUUAAAUAAUCGCCAUCCACGCUCCUGUUUUUUUUAUCAUAUAUCUAGAAAGUCGUUCUAAACGCUUCGUUAUUGAACUGUUUGCACCCACAUGCGAGCGAAGGGAUGUGUUCAUUCUAGUCGUAAUAAAAUACAAAUUAAUUGUCAGUAAACGCAUAGCAAACAAGCAUAUAAGAUUAACUUAUUGAAUUAACGGCAGAUUUGUUAUGAUCGUUAGAUUAUUGGACACAAUAAUAAGAGGAUAAACCAGGUAAUUGGCAAUUUAAUGACUGAGUAAUUUUGUUGAUCGUUGAAGUUAUGUACGGUUGUAGAUCAAGGUGGCUUAUUGACAGUGGUGUUCUGUGAAGCAUACCGAUUGACCGUGGCGGUAGUUCGACCAUGACGAACCAUUCUACAGGAGUAUCAGAAAACUGCGAAUGUGUAACGCGAUCGUAAAUUAGGUUCAGUGCGAAACGCGCUCUCGAACUCGAAGGAUCCUUCGAGCUUCCUUUGAUCCCCCACCUCGGACGUCAACCAGACGAAAGACGGAAAGAGAGAGGCUUUCCUUGGCUACGAACAACGCAACACCUCGUAGACGCUGUUUUGUCGUCGCUGCUGCUGACUCUAACGCGGGAAACAUCUUCAUCGGCUCCUUCCCCUCGAUGAGCGACGAUCUUGGGGCUCGAGCGUCGAUCGUUUGGAUUACAGUCGCGGACCGGAUCUAACGGAUCUCGGACGACACUGAACGCAACAGAGGACUGGAAAGUCAACAGGAUGAUCAACAGGACGUGCUUGGCAGUCCUCAUUGGGCUGCUGGGUCUUGCUUGUGGCUUGCAAUGCCCGAAACAAAAGCUAUCACCAGGCAGAGAAGUAGUAUGCUACACUUUCGUUUCCGACGUCGAUCAGCUAACAGAGGCUGUGUGCAAAUGCACCUCUUUGGUACAACAAGGCUACGACGUGCGAAAUCUCUCGGUUUCCGGAUUCGAAGACUUUCAGAAGUCAUUGAAGAAGAUUAUUCCAACACUUCAGUUCGUGGUUUCCGUGGACGACCCUGGAAAAACACUAAGCACUUCCGGUACAGUUCGUCAAGAGAUCACCGCUCGUUUGAUCGGAGUUUUGAAAGAGGUUGAUGGAGUCGAGUUAAAUAUGACUGCAGGAUCAAAGGAACGUUUGGUUCACUUUGUAAAGGGUUUGAAAGACGAAUUGGUGAGGAAAUCAUACGAUAAGAGAAUAUUCCUGGUUCUACCCACAAAAUCAGAGGAACUGGCUAAACAAUUCGAUCUGAAAGAACUGACCAAGUACGUGGAUCUGUUUACGGUCCCGACGCACUACUUGGUCGAAGAUGACGAGGCCAAUCACACUUUUCAUCCGUCAAGAUUGAUGGGUCUCUUCGACAUGUUUAACGCCGACAGUUUGAUCGACUUAAUCAGCGGUUUGGGCGCGCCUAAGAGAAAAAUUCUGGUAUCAGUACCAGCCACUGCGUACAAGUUUAUGCUAAAGGAUCAGGACGAUAAUGCCCCAAGGGCGCCAACCGAGGAGAUGCAACCGGUUACCAUUGAUCAGAAACAAUUGUGCGAUUUGAUGAACAACGGUGAAUGGACAGUGGAAAGGGACGAAGAUCUUACUGCUCCUUAUGCUUUCAAAGAUAAAAUGUGGAUUGCUUUCGAAGAUAGAAUAUCUCUAUCUAUAAAAGGAAAGUAUGUACUGCUUCGAGAUCUUCCUGGAUUGGCUGUGCAUGACGUAGAGAAUGACUUUAAAACUAAUUGUGGGAUGCCUCUUACACACGAGGUUCAUCGAUCGUUCUCGAAUUUCAAGAGGAAGUCGAGAGCCGCUGUUUUGAACGCUUUGGAAGAUGACCUACACCAAAAAGAGCUCGAGUACUCGACUAAAGUCAAGUCAUCCGAUUUUCGAGUUGUUCGCGUAGUAGAUACUGAAGGGCACAUCAGAGUUGUUCGAGAAAACACGCAAACCGAAUUUACUUGUUCUAGACAAGGAUACUUUGUCCAUCCUAAAAGUUGUAACAGAUUCUAUCGAUGUGUUAAAUUCAACCAGGAAGUGGAAGAUUACUCCGUAUUCGAGUUCGACUGUCCAGCAGGUUUAUCAUUCGACGAGCGUACAGAAGUUUGUGUUUGGCCAGGCUCCAUGCCUGAGGGAUCGCCAUGUCCUGGAAGUAGCGAAAUUGCACCAGUAACUCGAAUAAGGUUCGAGUGUCCUUCCAAAUCUGGCUACUAUGCGGAUCCCCAAAAUCCCCGUUGGUUCUUCGCCUGCAUCGACCUAGGAGGCCCUGAAAUAAUGGCUUAUGAAUUUCGUUGUCCGUUCGGUCUGAUCUUCGACGAGCAAAAAUUAAUUUGCGAGUGGCCUUGGUUGGUAGCAGGCUACUCUGGUACUGGUUAUACAAGAUCAGAAUAUGACGGAGGGUAUUAUGGCACUGGAACUACUGCAGGUACUGGUGGAUACUAUACAGGAGCAUUACCUCAUGGUUACACGGGAACAUCAGGAGGAGGAGGGUAUACUGUUCCUACUGGAUCAGGAUUUUCUGGAGCAGCUGGAAUUGGCCAUGGAUCGCCCUUUGGACAAGGAACAGAAUAUACUGGAAGUGGGAAAGGAAAAGGAUACAGUGGAAGUGGACAAGGAGCAGGAUACACUGGAUCAGGUAUAGCUGGUCAUGGAACUUCAUAUGAUGGUCAAGGAGCUGGUGGUUACUCUGGAACAACUGGAAGUGGAUAUUCCGGAGCAGCAGGAGCUGGUCAUGGAACCACAUAUAUUGGUCAGGGUUCUGGUGGUUACUCUGGAACAACUGGAAGUGGAUAUUCCGGAGCAGCAGGAGCUGGUCAUGGAACAACAUAUAUUGGUCAGGGUUCUGGUGGUUACUCUGGAACAACUGGAAGUGGAUAUUCCGGAGCAGCAGGAGCUGGUCAUGGAACAACAUAUAUUGGUCAGGGUUCUGGUGGUUACUCUGGAACAACUGGAAGUGGAUAUUCCGGAGCAGCAGGAGCUGGUCAUAGAACCACAUAUAUUGGUCAGGGUUCUGGUGGUUACUCUGGAACAACUGGAAGUGGAUACUCUAAAACAGGAGGUGCUGAUUAUGGCACUAAAUAUACUGGCCAAGGAUUUGGUGGACAUUCUGGAACAACUGUAAGCGGAUAUUCUGGAACUGCAGGAGUUGGUCAUGGGUCUACAUAUAGCGGUCAAGGGUCUGGUAGACAUUCUGGAACAACUGGAGGUGAGUACGCUGGAGCAACAGGAGCUGACCAUGGAACUUCAUAUACUGGACAAGGAUUUACGGGAACAACUGGAAGUGGGUACUCCGGCGCAGGAGCAACUAUAACAUCUGGUCAUGGAUAUUCAGGAACUGGCACGAGCUAUACUGGAUCGACUGGUAAAGCAGGUUAUGGAGGAUCAACUGGCACAGGAUAUUCAGGAGGAACUGGUACGGGUCAAGUAUCUACUGGCACUGGAUUUACUGGUUCAGGAAUCAUUGAGCAAGCAGAGAAAAGUGCAACGACUGGUGCCGGCUAUACUGGAUCCACGUAUUCUGCUGCUGAAUCUGCUGAUGGAGGAUAUUCAGGAACAAAGGGAGGAUCUAUUAGUGGAGGGCAUCCAGGAACAAAGAGUGGGUCUAGUGUUGGGGGAUAUUCAGGCGCAACUGGGGGAACUGUUAGAGGUUAUGCAGGACCAGGUGGUAUUCAUGGUGGAUCUAGUAGCGGAGGAUUCGCGGGAUCUACUGCUGGCGGAUAUACAGGAGCAGGAACAACUGGUGCUCACGCGGGAUCUACUGGAGGUUAUGCAGGGCCAGGUGGUAUUCAUGGCGGAUCUACUGGCGGAGGAUUCGCGGGAUCUACUGCUGGCGGAUAUACAGGAGCAGGAACAACUGGUGCUCACGCGGGAUCUACUGGAGGUUAUGCAGGGCCAGGUGGUAUUCACGGCGGAUCUACUGGCGGAGGAUUCGCGGGAUCUACUGCUGGCGGAUAUACAGGAGCAGGAACAACUGGUGCUCACGCGGGAUCUACUGGAGGUUAUGCAGGGCCAGGUGGUAUUCAUGGCGGAUCUACUGGCGGAGGAUUCGCGGGAUCUACUGCUGGCGGAUAUACAGGAGCAGGAACAACUGGUGCUCACGCGGGAUCUACUGGAGGUUAUGCAGGGCCAGGUGGUAUUCAUGGCGGAUCUACUGGCGGAGGAUUCGCGGGAUCUACUGCUGGCGGAUAUACAGGAGCAGGAACAACUGGUGCUCACGCGGGAUCUACUGGAAUUUAUGCAAGACCAGGUGGUAUUCAUGGCGGAUCUACUGGCGGAGGAUUCGCAGGAUCUACUGCUGGCGGAUAUACAGGAGCAGGAACGACUGGUGCUCAUCCGGGAUCUACUGGGGGAUAUACAGGAACCUCGGGAGGUUUUAGUGGAACUUCAAUACCUGGUCAAACCAUUACAUUUGGUACUGGACAGUCACAAACACCAAUUUAUGUUUCUUCUGGCACAACUGGAGCUGGAUUAGACCAUGGUGUAACCAGUAUAUAUUCACAGACUCCUGGGCCUAUUAUCGUGGAGAAGCCUGAGAAACCGACCUGUCUCACGAACCUGUGUUAUGGGUCUUCUCAACCAUCAGGUGGUCAGACCCUCGCAACAGACGACUAUGUUUCAAGCCACGGAGAUAUUUCUGGAAAAAAUGUUUACCAAGGUACGACUGGAUUCCCUGGAAGCUUGAAUAUUACUUUUGGAAGCCACGUACCUUCCAUUGGAGGCGUUACGUAUCAUGGAGGCGUCACAUCCGCUGGUGGCUAUACAGUGACAACAGGUGCAGGUGCUAUCGUGACAGGACACGGUAUUCAAGGAUCGAUCAUCACUGGAGAUUCCACUCCAGGGACGGUCAUUACCCAUGGAGCCACCCCUGGCGCAAUCUUCACAGGUUCUUCUGACCAAGGCACCAUAAUAAGUGGAGGGAGCCAUCCAGGAUAUACAAAGACUGGUCUAAGUUCACCUGGCUAUGUAAUUAGUGGCGGAGUCAAGACCGUAUUCCCUGGUUCAGUCAGUUCUGGAACGACAGUUUUCGGAACACCUUCACCUGGUGUCAUAGUAACUGGAACACCUUCACCUGGCGUCGUAGUAACUGGAGCACCUUCACCUGGAACUAUUAUAAAAGGUCAAUCGAGUCCUGGAAUAAUUCUUACAGGACAAAAAGCUCCUGGAGUGUCUAUUGGGGGAUCUAUUGUGCCAGGAACAGUCAUUGGUUCAGGUUUUCCAACGCACCCAGGGACUGUUACUCCAGGAUCUCCAUUUGGAACUAAGAUUGGAACCACACCAUCGACUUAUGUCACCGGCUAUAAAACUAACGAAUACCAUGACAACGGAGGACGUGGCACCAUUAGAUUUAACAAUGGUGAUGUGACCACCAAAUACACAGAAAAUGAUAUUCCAGAUUAUAGACCAACUGGCGGCAAUAUUUUGCCAGAUACUCUCAUUCCAGGAAGCAAAGGUAUUCCUGGUGUAUCGAUAACUAGUGGCUUCACUAAGACUGGACCUACCAAGACAGGCUUUACCACUGCUACUUUAGGUGCUGGUGGUAGUUACGUAAUUAGCACUGGAAAAACUAGCCCUCCACCCAAUCCUGACCAUAUUGGCGCCAAAGCUUUCGAAGGCAACGUGGCAGGAUACCCGAAAUCAUCUACCGAGAGCAGUGCCAAGACUUAUUCAGGAACAUUCUCAACUUAUGGUCCAGGCUUCAGUCAGGGACCUUCGAAGGGCACUGGAUAUUCCUAUCCCACGCCUAGCAUUCCAUUUGAUACAGGAGUGACGAAGAAUUUGCCUAUUUCUUCGACAGAGAGUGGCAUCUUUAGUGGAACUACUCCAACGCCGUUCUUGAAGGUUGAAAUGUAUAAUACACCAAAAUUCGGUGAGGCCAGAUUCACCAGUUCACCUGCAGUUGUGAAUACGUAUCAGAAACCAAGUGGCUUUACACGUGCACCAUCUCCAACUGGAACACCUGUGCUUUAUACCACUGGUCCAUUGGAAAAUUACAAAACGACUGUCUUUGAAGCGGCUAAAGUCCCAGUUACCAUCUCUACUAUUCACCCAGUAAUCGAUACUGGAUACCAGACAGUCAUAUCGUCGACGCCAUUGCCUGUAACUAUAAGUCAAGAUAAAUUUAGCAUUCAGACAAAACCUCAGUUUGGUUUUGGAACAAAGACUUCUCAACCUGGUAUAUUCGGAGAUCGAGGUUACGUUUCUAGCACGACACCAACGACUGUAUUUAAAAUAUCAUCGAAGUAUCCUUCUGGAGAACCACAGUAUGAUUAUGGACCUACCACUCCAUCAUCUGGUUCUGGAUACUUCACAACUUCGAAGAGCGUAUUUGAACAUGUGACACCGUCUGGAAUCUCAGAGUCAGCUAAACCACAGACUCAGUAUAUACCUGGCGACUCUAUUUCGCCAGCUAUUGGAGUAACUUACAGAAAACCAUUCCCAUUACCUGGCGUCACCUAUCAACAAGAAUUCACACCAGCCUCUAUGAAAUCGUACACCACUGCUCCAUCGGGCAUAGGAUCAGGUCCCGGCUACAAAGGAUCGCCUACGAACAUAGCAAUUCCCAGAGAUGAAGUCGGAAAGCUCGUUACCAAUUACAACAGAGGCACCACGAAAUAUGUUCCAAACCAAUACGACGUUUACACAACAGGAUCCGCAGCAGGAGUCGAUUACUACCAGUCCCAGUCAAAAUUCAAACAGGGUUACGAUUCAUCGACACCAUCCUCGGUUCCUAGAACACAGUCUCCUCUCACAGUGACGACUUACUCCGGAGGAUACUCGAAACCAUCUCCAGGUAUCACGUAUCAGACCACCGCCAAGUCUACAGCCGUAGGUAAACCCAAAGUGAUUGUGAAGUGGAGCGAUCUGCACCCCCUUCUCCUUGGAAAAUUAGGAGCAGAGUGUACCUGCAGAGGAGAUCCUUUCGCUAAUCUCAGGGGCCCUGGCUCCAAGUUGAUCAACUCGUCAAAGGGCAAAGUGGAUUUGUCUAAUUACGACGAGUCGGAGAUUUAUGUAGAUCUUGAGAAGGAAGGAUCUUACGAAGAUCAAGAUUACCAAGUGACUAACUACGAAUUGUCUUCGAAACAACCAGUUAAGAUCUAUAAUGAACUUUCGAAAGCUCUAGGAGCUACGAGCAUUCAAGUUCAAGAAAAACCAUCAUCCACGUACUUACCAAGCGUUACUCCUUCCGUGGGAGUAGGAAGUCGCACUUCGGGCCUUUCAGGUCAUGGAUUAACUGCCAAUUUCAGAUCUGGAAAGAGUCUGAGCAACGCUGGAUCUCCUAUCAACUCUAUUGGAGGUGGUAAAGGUUUAGCUUCCACUGUGGAUCAUUCUGUCAUUGGUCCUAUCGAUGGUUCUGUGAAUAGUACUACUGACGAUUCUGUCGAUGGUCCAAUCGAUCGUUCUGGAGAGUAUGAGGAUAGUGUAUCGGAAGAGAUCAUCGAUGGAGCUACCAAUUGCGCCAGACCAGGUCUGUUCAGGCACCCUAACUUCUGCAACAAGUUCUAUGCCUGCCAUUGGGACGAGUGGAAGAAGAAGUUCACGCUUCACACGUUCAACUGCCCCGUGCAUUUAACCUUUGACAAUGGCGCGGGUGCUUGCAACUGGCCUAGCAUGGGCCCCGCUUGUCAAGACAAUAACUUGUUAGUUUAGAUGGUUCACUGUUGAUGGAGAGGUCUUAUGGAUCUCGCAUACCGCGGUCUUCUCGUGACACCUUCAUUUUUGAAAAACUGGAGAUGGAAAUUUGAACGCAGAGAGUUCUUAAGUUUCUGAAAGAAGAUAAUUCCAUGAAUUUUGUAAAAUUUUUUAUAUAAUCUUAAAUUAAUUUGCUAUGUUUGAAUUUUAUACAAUCUUUAUAUAUUUAUUAGUCUUCUGAUGUAAUUCUAGGUUUCUAUUACGUUUUAUACAGCAACAAUUAUUUUAUAGAGCAACGUAGAUUGCAAUUAUCAGUGUACACACUUUCAGCGUUAUUUGUAGAAUAUUAAUCACACUAAAGUAAUAACAUGAAGUUUAAAAAUAUUUUGUUAAUGGUUGAACGUUCAAGUUAUGUGGCAAAGCAUACAGAGCAUGUGAGGUAACAUUUAAUUAUAACGUAGUAACGGUAUACGCUCAGUUUCUUUUUAAACUGAAAGACGUGAAACGAGUAUAAGAGAAUGCUUUUUCCGAGGUAACGAGAAUGGAGACAAGGAGGAAGAAAGAUCCAAGGCGAUCGAGGUACCGCGAUGCGAAAGCACACUGUCCAGAGUGAAAGUCAAGCUGCACUCGCCGAUUCGAAUCGCCCGAAAGAAGUCGAUAGUGUGUGCGAUUCCGAGACGAAUUAUUGUAUAUAACGUGCCUUACUCUUCCAAAUUUGUAAAUAACGACGAAUUACCUUUAAAAAGAAGAAGAUAUGGAAAAAGUUUAAAAAGUUACAGAAAAGAAAUUUUGUUUAAAUAAGACGAAAGAAAAAUGUGAAAAUCAAACUAACGAAGCAAGAAAUUGGUUCCAAAAAAAUGAUGAAGAGAUAUUUGCAAUCAAUUGAUAUUAUCGUUUCUGUUGAUCGUCGUUGAUCUGUUGCUUUGAUCGAAUUUUUUUUCUUUUUUUAUAAUUGUGUCAUUGACGAUUUAUAUUUGUAUAUAUAUAUAUUUUUGAUAUCGAUAACGCGAUUUGCAUAAUUGACGUAUCCCUUGAAUUCGUUCACUUUCUUUUCUGGAUUUUUCGUGCUUCCUGUUUAAUACAGGGAAGUUAAUUUUGAAUAUUCUCUGCGCACUGCUUAAGCUUCCCUUGAUUCUGUGUUCAUCUCGUUCCUAUCUCUAUUUACUAUUUUUCCGCUUCUUCCCGAUGCAAUUAUUAUUUAUUUGCCGCUUGUUACUAUUGUACUAGAAGAUAAGGGUAUAUUACGACAAAAAUCCUUGAGGGAUCAACGAUCGUUUCUCUGCGUCGAUAGGAAUUUCUUUUUAUUAUCUGUCUUGCACACUUAGAUCGGAGCUUCGAUAAUCGUGCCAUUUUAUCGUGGUUGUCUAAUGUAAUAUUACGAACUUAGAAUAAAUAUGAUAAUUGUACAAAA
Molecule: messenger RNA, 9838 nt
Organism: Bombus terrestris (buff-tailed bumblebee)
Lineage: Eukaryota; Metazoa; Arthropoda; Insecta; Hymenoptera; Apidae
Product: mucin-19
Exons: 16
Coding region: 1555-8445 (2296 amino acids)
Biological process (GO): carbohydrate metabolic process
Cellular component (GO): extracellular region
Molecular function (GO): chitin binding
Source: RefSeq, a predicted model, not a curated record